UGUUGGAUUUAUAUCGCAGUGAUUGUGCCGCAUCGUUCUCGAUCGUCCGAUCUGCUCCCUUCCUCUCGCUCUACGCCUCCGCGUCCGAAACCCUAAUAUAUCGAGCGAUUUCGACCGAUUUGGACUCCCCAAGGCCCUGAUCAAUCUCUGUUUCCGUCCAUACUGCGAUCAAAUGAUGGGCGUCGAACUCAUCGCCACGCCUCGCGUCGUGGUUUUGCUUUGAUUUCCUUCUGGUCUUGCGUGAAACGGUUGCGCCUUCGCGAGAUCGGUGGAAGGGCCCUUCUUGUUGCUUUGUUCAUCCGGUGAUUUCUGACGCUAGGCAGCAGUUGGAUUUGUACCGGUCUCCUACUCGUGAUUGCGUUGGUGCGAUGGAGCCUCGCGUUGGGAACAAAUUCCGCCUUGGUCGCAAGAUCGGCAGCGGGUCCUUUGGGGAGAUCUAUCUAGGUACUAAUAUCCAAACCAACGAGGAAGUUGCAAUCAAACUUGAAAACGUUAAGACGAAACAUCCCCAGCUGCUCUAUGAAUCAAAGCUGUACAGGAUCCUGCAAGGAGGAACUGGAAUUCCAAAUGUGAAAUGGUACGGUGUUGAGGGUGAUUAUAAUGUUCUCGUGAUUGAUUUACUGGGACCAAGUCUUGAAGAUCUGUUCAGCUUCUGCAGCCGAAAACUUUCUCUGAAGACUGUUUUGAUGCUUGCAGAUCAGAUGAUUAAUCGAGUAGAAUUUGUGCAUUCUAAGUCAUUUCUUCACCGAGACAUUAAACCAGACAAUUUUCUUGUGGGUCUUGGUAGACGAGUUAACCAGGUGUAUAUGAUUGAUUUUGGCCUUGCCAAAAAGUAUAGGGAUACUUCAACUCAUCAGCAUAUUCCUUAUAGAGAGAACAAAAACUUGACUGGAACAGCAAGGUAUGCAAGUGUGAACACACAUCUUGGCAUAGAACAAAGCAGGAGGGAUGAUUUGGAAUCUCUUGGGUAUGUUCUUAUGUACUUCUUAAGGGGCAGCCUUCCAUGGCAGGGUCUAAAAGCAGGAACUAAGAAACAGAAAUAUGAAAAAAUUAGUGAAAAGAAAGUUUCCACAUCAAUUGAGGCUCUAUGUAGGGGAUAUCCUUCAGAGUUUGCAUCGUAUUUCCAUUAUUGUCGCUUACUGCGAUUUGAGGACAAGCCUGAUUAUGCGUAUCUCAAGAGAUUAUUCCGUGACCUUUUUAUCCGUGAAGGGUUUCAGUUUGAUUAUAUGUUUGAUUGGACCAUUUUAAAGAUUCAGCAGACACAGAUAUCUGGUGCUCCUCCACGUGCUAUUGGUCCAAGUGCAGGCCCUAGCUCCGGCCUGGCUCCUCCCAUCGCCAAUGUUAGGCAGCCAGGUGGUGCAGAAGUGCGGGCAAAUGGUCGGUUAGUGAUGGACUCUUCUCAUCGUGCACGAGUUACACCUCCAGCUGAAAAUGUAGGCAGCUUAUUAAAGCAGAAGGCUCCUAUAGGGAAUGAUCCACUUGCCAUUAGAGAUGUUAUGUUUUCCAGUUCAACUUUUUUGGGACAGUCAAGUGGAUCCUCAAGGCGGGCUGCUGUUUCUGGUAGCAGAGAUUUGUUUGGCACAGAGGCAGAUCAAUCUCAUGGUCGUACAGCAGAGGCCAGCCCAGGUACAUUCCGCAAGGUUUCAAAUGCUCAGAGAUCCCCCAUUAGUUCUGCAGACCACAGGCAUACUUCUUCCAGAAGAAACAUGUCUACCAUUAAGAAUUAUGAAUCUGCACUCAAAGGCAUGGAUGCCCUAAAUUUUGACAGCAAUGAAAGGAACCAGUUAUAGUGAUUGCAAGUCUCCUUCUGCAACCUUUUUUUUCAUGUUCCUCUGUAGAAAUUCAUAAACUAGGAUUACACCUUGACUUGUUCUCUCCAUCGACUAGUGGAUGAAUAACUAGUCUGACUUCACCACUACGUGCUGAUGUGAAGUGCCCCCAGAUAUGAAAUAUAAAUUACAAGGUGGGCUCAACCCUCCAAGAACGAAUGCCUGAGAUUGAUGGUGUGCCUUCUCUGCUGUGUCAUUGAUUAUUUUAUUAUAAUUUCCGAAAGUUCUCGUGGUUAA
Musa acuminata AAA Group (dessert banana) is the source of this 2066-nucleotide messenger RNA. Its product is annotated as casein kinase 1-like protein 2. Gene Ontology annotation, cellular component: cytoplasm; nucleus. Bases 369 to 1790 code for a protein of 473 amino acids. NCBI's taxonomy places the organism in Eukaryota, Viridiplantae, Streptophyta, Magnoliopsida, Zingiberales, Musaceae. The record is from RefSeq and is a predicted model, not a curated record. Gene Ontology annotation, molecular function: ATP binding; protein serine/threonine kinase activity. The transcript is spliced from 14 exons. Gene Ontology annotation, biological process: signal transduction; endocytosis; peptidyl-serine phosphorylation.